This is a messenger RNA of Phymastichus coffea, 2187 nucleotides long. It is a transcript of the gene mol, whose product is annotated as dual oxidase maturation factor 1. Gene Ontology annotation, biological process: protein transport. Bases 157 to 1365 code for a protein of 402 amino acids. Gene Ontology annotation, cellular component: endoplasmic reticulum membrane. The transcript is spliced from 8 exons. The record is from RefSeq and is a predicted model, not a curated record. NCBI's taxonomy places the organism in Eukaryota, Metazoa, Arthropoda, Insecta, Hymenoptera, Eulophidae.
UGUGCCGAGCGAUACACCCGACGCGCGCGCGCUCUCUCUCUCUCAACUCGCCGCAGCCGCAAUCACGACGAGUGCAACCACGUGCGCGGUCGCGCGGCCGAGCCAUGCUACCCCCCGAGUAGCUCACGAUCGCCACGCAACCGCUUGACGCCUCGCAUGCGCACGCUCCCUUCGACGGCGCCGAGCAACGGAACGACCAUGAAGGGAUGGUUCGAUGCGUUUCGAGACGAUGGCGGGCCGACGUUGUACAGCUACAGCAACCGGACCUCCGUCACCGGCGACAUCAGUCUAAUUAUGAUCUUCGCCAUCUUCGGCACAGUCUACGUCGCCUUUCUGCUCAUAUUCGCAGGCAUACGCAAAGAGAGAUUGACGACCUUCCUGACGGUGACGCUGGUUUGCUUCGUUGGCAUGACAAUCGAGCUCGGCCAAUACGGCUCGACGUGGCACACGAGCACAGCGACCAUCGUCAGUUCCUACACCGCCUUCUCGAAACAAAGGAUGACCGCCGAACUUGGUGGAUACAUCGGUCUUAUGCACAUAAACAUCACCUACAGAGUCGUAUACCCGCGCACAGUAUUACCGGAGAAUUCCGACAUGAGUGACGUCGAGUACAACGAGAGGUUUUACUGGACGAAACCGCACGAGAUGACGGACUGCUUCAAGGACGCGCUGCACCGCGGAACGCCGUUCCCCAUAGUCGCGCUCGCCGAGUACUUUAGCCUGCGUCAGGAGGGUUUUUCCUGGGGUGUCAAGUAUCGCGAGGCUGGCUACUACGUUGACGUCAUACUCUGGACAUCCUUCGCGUCUUGGUGCAUGACGGUCGUACUGUUGAUGAUGGUGCCGAGGUACGGCGCCUACGGCAUGAUAUUCACCGGCCUGUGCAUGCUGUUCGCCAACCUGACCUACUGGUCUCUACUGCCCUGCGAGCCGCUGGUAGCGCACGUCGACGGAUCCAUACUCGUCUUCAAUUUCGGCUGGAACUACUGGUUGGUUCUGGUUGCUGGAGUGGCAUUUCUGUUGGCGGGAAUUGUCAUCACAGCGAUAGAUAUGAUUUUCCCACACUCGUUCUCGACGAUCUUGGAAGUCGACUACGACACGCCGUACGACAGGCACGUAAUCAUCGAGGAAAGUUUCGACACGCGGAGGAAAGACGCUCGAAGGAAAAUGACCAGGAGCGAGGACUCUUUCACAGAUCAAUUUAUGAGUCAAGUAUCAUCCAAGUUAGUCAACGGAAACAAAGACGAUCAGCGGGGAUUGGUAAAUCGCGGCUACAUACCACAUCCGUCGGACAUGAUGCACGAAGAUCAUUCGAGCAAAAGUAACUGGUCUUAUCCAUUUCCUGCGACAUCACGACGACCCGUGUAACAAACUCACACGAUUAGCCGGCGAUGUAUUACGAGUGUGUUUUUCAUAUUUGCGUGUUCACAAUUCGCAAUUUCUCUCUCUCUCUCUCUCUCUCUCUCUCCCUUUUAUCUUUCGUAUGGCUUUGUAAUUUUAUUUAAACCUGUGCAGAAUUCUCUCUCGGGGGUCACUGCCUCGGUUUCCUCGGACUGUGCGUGACUCAUAACGAACAACUUUCAAAACGGAGCUAUAUAAAUUCCAGUGUAGUACGUAUUACAAUGUAAAUCGAUGAAAAUGAAAAACGUGUAAAUAUACAGCAAUUUAGAUGUAAAAUAAAAUAAAAAAUACAAAUGUCGCGUAGAUCGAGAACAAAGAGCUUUCUCAUUUGGCAAGUGUGCGAGUAUCGGAAAGCUCGGGAAGGAAAGCGACGACGAGCGGAGAAUGAUAAUCGUCUCUCCGUCGGAUUUCUCAAGCGAGCGCGCGUCACUUUAGUACUGCGAGCCAUUAAAAAGAAGGCUCAUAACUCAGGGAAGAGCCGUGUUGUAGGUCUUUACGAUCGUUUUCGUAAAGAAUGAAAGAAGGCGAAGAAGCGUCCAGUGGACGCGUCGCGUCCUUCUGCUGCUCGCUUCCCCGCGUAAUGAUAAUGAGAAGUGAGAGAGAGAGAGAGAGAGAGAGAGAGAGAAAUGUGCCAGCUGUGGAGUCGUGGUGGCGAAAGACGCGACGCACCGGUGUGCAGCAGAAAGAAGCCUCUUUCGUCACCCCAUACUGCCAAGCACGCGACUUUGCAUCCUUUUCUCUCUCUGUCUCUCUCUCGCAAUCUCACCUUGCGAUUCUCCGCGCGCGACG